AUGAAAUUUAUUAUGGCCAUAGCUUCAAACGCCUAUACAACUUAUUUUGAGCCACAAUCUGAUUUAGACGGCACUAUCUGUUAUUGUGAAGUAUGUGAUCGUACAUUUUCUGAUGAAACAUUACUUCAGCUACAUAAACGAUAUGAAUGUGAAAUAGAAUAUACUUGUCCUAUUUGUGAUCAGAUAUUUUUCGAUUGUCUUGUUUUACAAAUUCAUAUCCAAGAAGAUCAUGAUCAUUCACAAUUGAACUCAUCAUCACAAUCUAUUAACAGUGUAUUUCCAACAGCAGCCACAAUGUCAUUAACAACAAUCAAUGAUUAUCUAAUUGCUCAGAAUGUACAGCGAAGUGAACUAAUGGAAGAAAAAUAUGAAACGUCAAAGAUGAUGGAGACAAUGAAUUACGUUAGUGAUCCAGUAUUAGCAAUGGCUUUACAACAAGAGGAAGAUGAAGAAAAUUUUCAGGCAUUUCAACGUAGAUAUGGCGCGAGUGAACAGUCGUUUAGUGAUCGUGCUCAAUGGAAUUUAGAUAAUUGUUUGAAAAAAGCAUGGAUCAGUCAACAACAAUAUAAUGAUUGUAAAAUGAAUUUAAGCAAGUUAGUAGUGCAGCCAAUUGAAAGAAAAGAAUCACGAACACAAGGUAUUAUUAAUUUAAUUCGUCGUUCUAUUCCUAUAAAUGGUGUUGGAGGCGUCAUUGAUCGUCGUCUAGUAUCAAAUUGUGAUCAUUUUGCUGCUACCUGGUUAGAUGGAGGCUGGUCGUGUGGUUACAAAAAUCUUCAAAUGCUACUGUCGUCAAUGGCGCAUGAUCCUCAAUAUCGUCAACAACUGUUUGGUGACCAAUGCGAUAUACCGUCUGUGAGUCGAUUACAACAGUUAAUUGAAGAAGCAUGGAACAAUGGAUUUGAUAGCCAAGGCAGAGAACAAUUUAACAGAAGAUUAUAUCAAUCAACAAAAUGGAUUGGACCAACAGAAAUAAUGGCAUGUUUAGCUCAUUGUAAAAUUAAGACAGAAUUACUAGAUUUUCACCAGUCAACAGACGGUCCAAAAUCAAACUCAUACUUACAUUUAUUUAAAUGGAUUAAAAAUUACUUUGAUAAUGAAACGUUAAAAUCAGACAAAAUUGUACACCCACUGUAUUUACAACAUGAAGGUCAUAGUCGAACAAUAAUUGGUUAUGAACAGAUGUGUACAGGUCCAAUUCGUUUGUUAAUCUAUGAUCCAAGUACAUCUAAAUUUCAAUGUGAACACUUUUUAAAAACUCCACAGAAAAAAAUCUAUUUAUUCCGUCGUACAUAUCAAUCGUUUAAUAAACCUGUCUAUCAAAUACUUUUACUCAAAGGUUUAUUGGGCCCACAUGAUCAAGAGGCUGCAAAACAAAUUCUAUCAAGAAAAGUACUAUCAUCAUGA
Messenger RNA from Didymodactylos carnosus, 1404 nucleotides. Lineage: Eukaryota; Metazoa; Rotifera; Eurotatoria; Philodinida; Philodinidae. The record is from the annotation of a GenBank genome assembly.